AUGGACCCAAAAAUUGCCAGCUAUUUUCGAAGUGUCGACCGUGACAAUAGUGGUCAUAUCAACGCAGAGGAAUUACAGGCUGCCUUAUCGAAUGGAAUCGGAACUCCGUUUGAUAUCACCUGCUUAUCGUUAAUGAUAUCUUUUUUUGAUACGGAUAACAAUGGUACUAUUUGUUUAAAAGAAUUUGAGCAACUCUACAAAUAUAUUACUGAAUGGCAAAAUGUAUUCCGUCAACACGAUUGUGAUGGCUCAGGAUCAAUCGAUUUUAAUGAAUUCACCGCAACUCUCAAACAUUUUAGAUAUCACCUUAGCCCACAAUUUGUCCAAUGGUUGAUGUCACGCUUCGACAAACAACGAACGAACAGGUUGGGUUUUGAUAAGUACAUCUACAUCCUGGUUUGUCUUCAGAUCCUUACAAGGAGCUUUAGGGCAUUUGAUACACAGCAAAUUGGUGUUGCUACCAUGAGUUUUGAACAAUUCCUAGGAGCCGCCUUCAACAUGUGCGUCUGA
Molecule: messenger RNA, 510 nt
Organism: Rodentolepis nana
Lineage: Eukaryota; Metazoa; Platyhelminthes; Cestoda; Cyclophyllidea; Hymenolepididae
Source: the annotation of a GenBank genome assembly